AAGACGAACUCACAACAUGGAAAGUAACGUGAACACCGUCAGAAAGAGUAAAGAGGAGAAGAAAGUGUUAAGAAAACAGCUUAAAGCCAGUCACACUUUAUUAAAGCAUGAAGGCGUCUGCACAGCACUGCGGCCCACCAAGUAUCUGGUGGUGGCUAAUGGUGGACUGGGGAACGGUGUCAGUCGUGAGGCCCUCUCUGCAGCUUUGAAAGAGAAGGGAGAGCUGGAGAGCCUGGUUAUGCCUCCACACAAGCCCUAUGCUUUUGUCACAUACAGGUCUGAAGAUGAUGCUCGGAAAGCUCACGGCCUCCUGAACGGACAGAAGUUGCAAUGUGGGGAAAACAGUGUCACACUCUACCUCAGUUAUGUUGACUCAUACUCGUACUCAGUAAAGCAUCAGGAGGACGCAUCACUCUCCUUGCCAGAAGGAUUAGUGUUGGUGGAGGAUUUUGUGUCUCCGGAGGAGGAGACUCAGCUGCUCGCCGCCAUCGACUGGACGUCCACCGAUGAAGAUGUCACAGCUCAAAAAGCACUGAAGCACAGAAGAGUCAAACAUUACGGGUUUGAGUUUCGCUACGACAACAACAACGUGGACAAAGACAAACCGUUACCUGCAGGUCUUCCUGAGGAGUGUUUGCCUGUGUUGGAGCGAUGUUUGAGGGACAGACACAUUAACGUCAUGCCGGAUCAGCUGACUGUUAACCAGUAUGAGUUGGGUCAGGGUAUCCCCCCUCAUGUUGACACUCACUCUGCCUUUGAGGACACCAUCCUGUCCUUGAGUCUGGGGUCAAAGACAGUGAUGGAGUUCYGUCACCCGGACGGGCGUGUCGUCGCUGUGACGUUGCCAGGCCGGAGCCUGCUGGUGAUGAAGGGAGAGAGCAGAUACCUCUGGACACACGGGAUUACGCCUCGAAAGUUUGACUUGGUGCCAGCAUGCGAGCCACAGUCUCACACUUCAGCUGACGUCGGAGCCCAGAGAGGUCUCACUUUGAGUAAGAGGGGCACCCGCAUUUCUUUCACUUUCCGCAAGAUCCGACAUGAACCGUGCCGCUGUGCCUUCCGCUCUGCCUGCGACAGUCAGCGAACAGCCUCGCCCUCGCCACCGGCUGCCCCGUCCCUUCCCAGUUGCCCCGCCGACGCGGCCCGCUUGGAGGAGGAGUACGUGCACCGGGUGUAUGACGCCAUCGCCCCCCACUUCAGCAGCACUCGCCACACUCCCUGGCCUCGCGUUUGCCACUUCCUGACCUCGCUCGCACCUGGCAGCACGCUAGCCGACGUGGGCUGCGGAAAUGGGAAGUACCUGGGCGUGAACUCCCAGCUGGUCGCAGUGGGAUGUGAUCGCAGCAGCACUCUUGUCCAGAUCUGUGCAGAGAGGGGUUUCCAUGCGUUUGUAUCAGAUGCUCUCAAUGUCCCCCUUCGAACUGCCUCUUGUGAUGCCUGCAUCUCCAUCGCUGUCAUACACCAUUUCUCCACACAGGAACGACGGCUGGCAGCAGUGAGAGAGCUGGUGAGACUUGUGAAGAGUGGAGGUCAGGUGCUCAUCUACGUUUGGGCUUUUGAACAAGAGUACAACAAGCAGAAGUCCAAAUACCUCAAAGGCCACUACAAGGGUCAUGACGGAGACCACGCCCUCACCAAGAACCCCUCAGAGGAGAACCUGGAACCUUGUGAAGCACUAGGUGUCGACACCCAGAGCUGCAACAUGACUGAAAACUUGCAAGAUGUCAGCAGAGUCCCCGAAAGCAAGCUCAGUGUUCAUACCAACCGCACAGCCUUCAAUUCGCAGGAUCUUUUGGUUCCCUGGCAUCUGAAAGGAGGGAAGCCACGAGAAGAAGAAUCCUCCUUUGGAGCAAGCUCCACCCCUGAACCCCAUCCAGGUUUUGACUCGAGCGUCUCUAGGUCAAGGCCAAACAGCAGGAAAACCAAACACGGCUCAGGCUCUAAACAAAAUGGUGACGCUGGUCAGACUUCUGGCUGUAGCUCUUCUCCCGUGUUUCAUCGCUACUAUCAUGUCUUCGAGCAGGGAGAGCUGGAGCAGCUGUGUGUGCAGGUCGACAAAGUCAAAGUGAAGACCAGCUAUCACGACCAGGGAAACUGGUGUGUUAUAUUAGAGAAGGAGUGACAAUUUGAAUUACUUUGCUGCUAAAAUGACUUAAAAAAUAGACUUUGGUAAUUAAACAUUUAAUGGAAAAAAAUUGUAAUAAAUUUGAGAAUUUUAACGAGUGUCUUACAUUUAUGACUUUGUAAAGGCCCUGUAAGUCAUUAACUUUUUUGUGAAUAUUAAAUAUACCCUUUUAAAUCCA
This is a messenger RNA of Austrofundulus limnaeus, 2303 nucleotides long. RefSeq names its product alkB homolog 8, tRNA methyltransferase (gene alkbh8). Bases 17 to 2122 code for a protein of 701 amino acids. NCBI's taxonomy places the organism in Eukaryota, Metazoa, Chordata, Actinopteri, Cyprinodontiformes, Rivulidae. Gene Ontology annotation, biological process: tRNA wobble uridine modification; tRNA methylation. Gene Ontology annotation, cellular component: cytoplasm; nucleus. The record is from RefSeq and is a predicted model, not a curated record. The transcript has 12 exons. Gene Ontology annotation, molecular function: S-adenosylmethionine-dependent methyltransferase activity; tRNA binding; tRNA (5-carboxymethyluridine(34)-5-O)-methyltransferase activity.